Messenger RNA from Stomoxys calcitrans (stable fly), 2866 nucleotides. RefSeq names its product mothers against decapentaplegic homolog 4 (gene Med). The coding region runs from base 390 to 2708 and encodes 772 amino acids. The record is from RefSeq and is a predicted model, not a curated record. NCBI's taxonomy places the organism in Eukaryota, Metazoa, Arthropoda, Insecta, Diptera, Muscidae. The transcript is spliced from 10 exons. Gene Ontology annotation, cellular component: heteromeric SMAD protein complex. Gene Ontology annotation, biological process: cell differentiation; SMAD protein signal transduction; BMP signaling pathway. Gene Ontology annotation, molecular function: RNA polymerase II cis-regulatory region sequence-specific DNA binding; I-SMAD binding; DNA-binding transcription factor activity, RNA polymerase II-specific.
UCCAGCGGCGUCGGUAUGCUCUGUACAUUUUCGGAAAAAAUACAUUAAAUAAAAACAAAAAUCCGUGCAAGUUGUGGAUAUUUCUAAGAGGCUUGCUUUAUUAUAAAGUGUUUCCAAUUGAAUGUUCGUUGAAGAAAACAUAAAAUGUAAUAUAGCUAGCCCAAAAACAAGUCCGGGAGAUUUGUGAUUUUGUAACAGAAGCGAAAAGGAAAAAAAAAAAUACAAACAAAUAAAACAAAAAGCCAGCUUAAAACUGCUGCCGAAGUGAGAGAAACUGUAUCAUUUUGUGGCCAUCAUCGAAUUUUGGAUAUUGUGACGGCGGCGACUUUGCAAACGCCGGCAAAGUGGAUCCCCGUGGGGGAGGUCUUGGGCCCCAGGACUACGCCGGCAUGGUGGGAUUGCCGGGCAGUGGUUCUGGGGUUGUUCAAAAUGGUGGACCUGGACUAGGCGUACCACCGGUGGGCCCGGGCGGCCACAUGUAUCCUGGAGUAGGACCACAAGAUAUCCGCGAUAUUGUACAAAUGCCCCCGCCGCCGCCUUCAAAUGCUCCCACAUCGGCAGAUGCUUGCCUAAGUAUUGUGCACUCCCUGAUGUGCCAUCGUCAGGGCGGUGAAAGCGAAGGAUUUGCCAAACGUGCCAUUGAAUCAUUGGUCAAAAAGCUAAAAGAGAAACGUGAUGAAUUGGAUUCCCUUAUCACCGCCAUAACAACAAAUGGCGCACAUCCUAGUAAAUGUGUGACAAUACAGCGUACUUUGGAUGGUCGCCUACAGGUUGCUGGACGCAAAGGUUUCCCCCAUGUCAUAUAUGCUCGCAUUUGGCGCUGGCCCGAUUUGCAUAAGAAUGAAUUGAAACAUGUAAAAUAUUGUGCAUUUGCUUUUGAUCUCAAAUGUGAUUCGGUUUGCGUAAAUCCCUACCAUUAUGAACGCGUGGUUUCGCCGGGUAUUGAUUUAUCCGGUCUUAGCUUGCAAUCAGGACCUAGUCGUCUUGUUAAAGAUGAAUACUCAGCCGGACCCUUGGUGGGUGGCAUGGACAUUGAUGGCAACGAUAUUGGUACCAUACAACAUCAUCCAUCACAGAUGGUAGGACCACCGGGUGGAGGUUAUGGUUAUCCACAGGGACCUGUUAAUGAUCCCAAUCACAUGAAUGCCGCCGCUAUGUACGUAGCUGCUGCUGCAGCUGGUCGUACAAUACCAAAAAUUGAACCAAAUGAAGGAGGUCCGCGUAGCUCGUGGAUGGUACCUCCGCCACCACGACUGCAGCCACCUCAGGCGGCACAGGUGCCACAGCAAUCGCAACAACAGCCGCAACAAACGAGUGGUCCACCGCAAAGUACCACACAGCAGCAACAACAGCAGCAGCAUUCUGCACAAACGCAACAACAUUCACUUUCUGUUGGCCAUGGCAUGGGUAUGCCGGGUCCCAUGACUCAAGGUCCAGUAAUGGCCCCGCCUCAACCACAAAAUCCUCAGGGCAACGGUCAUGUGGGCCAACAUCAUGGCGGACCCACAAAUUCGCCCAAUGAUCCAACUGGCUUGGGAAUGCAACAAACCCAGCAAACGGUACCCCUGGCUGCUUCAAAUGGUGGUCAAACGGAUACCAGCAGUUACUAUGCGGCUCCCACUACAUCACAAUUGCCUAAUGUAGCUGAUGCUAAAUUUAAUGCAGCCCUCAACAGUGCUGGGGUACAGCAGCAGCCAAUAUCUCCACACAUGCAACAGAAUGGUUUUGUUGCUGGCGGCCAGGCUGGAGGUGCUGGCGGUGGCAGCCAGCAUAAUUACGGCCAAGGGGUGCAAGGUCAAAAUGCUCAAAACGCCAAUCAACCAAAUGCAACAGGCGGUGGCAGUGUGUCCGGCAAUACAGCUUCUCCUGCGGGUACUUGGACUGGCUCCUCCACUCUCACCUAUACACAGGCAAUGCAACCGCCAGACCCAAGGACUUUAUUACCGGGAGGUUAUUGGAACAACAUUAAUGUAAUGCCACAACAGGAACCACCUCGUUUAUUAUCGCGCCAACCACCUCCAGAAUAUUGGUGUUCCAUAGCCUAUUUCGAAUUGGAUACCCAAGUGGGAGAAACCUUUAAAGUACCCUCUGCCAAACCGAAUGUCAUUGUCGAUGGCUAUGUGGACCCUUCUGGUGGUAAUCGUUUUUGUUUGGGUGCUCUUAGCAAUGUUCACCGACAGGAGCAAUCGGAGAGAGCAAGAUUACAUAUAGGCAAAGGUGUUCAAUUGGAUUUGAGAGGCGAAGGUGAUGUUUGGUUACGUUGCCUAAGCGACAAUUCUGUAUUUGUACAAAGUUACUAUUUAGAUCGUGAGGCUGGCCGUACUCCGGGAGAUGCUGUACAUAAAAUAUAUCCAGCGGCUUGUAUUAAGGUAUUCGAUUUACGUCAAUGCCACCAACAAAUGCACUCACUAGCCAGUAAUGCUCAAGCAGCAGCUGCAGCACAGGCAGCUGCUGUGGCCGGUUUACCCAGUUCUCAGCUUGGAGCGCCGCCAAGAAAUAUUUCUGCCGCCGCUGGUAUUGGUGUCGAUGAUCUUCGACGUUUGUGUAUUUUACGUUUAAGUUUUGUAAAAGGUUGGGGACCUGACUAUCCACGACAAUCGAUCAAAGAGACACCUUGUUGGAUUGAGGUGCAUUUGCAUCGUGCUCUGCAAUUAUUAGAUGAGGUUUUGCAUACAAUGCCCAUAGAUGGUCCAAGAGCAUUGGCUUAGACACAGGGAUAAGAAGAGCUUAAGCAAAAAUUAUACAACAAAUAGGAAAACAACAGUGGGAAAGUGAAGAAGAGGAAGAACAACAACAACUACAGCAAAACCUGUUGUUGAAUAGAAAUAAAGACAAAUUCAUAUUGGUCAAAAAAAAAAAAAACAAA